AUAGGAAACUCGAAGAACUUGCAGCUUCAUAUAGUGGUAAAUUGAUUAUAGCGAAGGUUAAUAUAGAUGAUUGCGAACAAAUCGCCAUUGACAACAAUGUCAGCAUGAUGCCUUCGUUUAUGUUGUUAAAAGAAAGUCAAGUCUUGGAAAAGUUUGCCGGAAGUAGUGAAGAGAAGUUAAUGAGCACCAUACAAAAACAUGUGGGAGAACCAACGAAUGUCGUUAGUGACCCACCAACGACAAAUCCAACAACGACAGCUGGACAAGGACAGCAAAGGAUACCUAUUGAAUCGACUGCACAAAUAGCUCAAGCUUCUCCAUUGGCGCCAACUUAAUCGAAAUUGUUAACUAUUCAAUAAAUACGAUUAUAUGUUUGAAGCGCUGAUAAUAAUCAUGUUUGACAAUUCAUGUACCAUAAUUCGAUUUUCUUUGACCAAACUACACCUUGCUAAAGAAACAAAAAAUUGCUCUUUCAAUUCACAACCACAUUGUUGAGAUUUUACUGUUAAAGGGCUGAAAAUAUUGAAAAUAAAAAUUUCUGUCUUUCAAAGAAAAAUUGUUUCUGAAAAAGCAUACAAUUUGACAGCACUUCGUCUACACGUUUCGAAAUCAUGGUGUAUAUUAUACAAAAUAAAGAAGAUCUAGACAAGAAGCUGGAGGAAGCCGUCGGCUCUGGACAAUUGGUGGUCAUUGAUUUUUUUGCAAACUGGUGUGGACCAUGUAAGAUUAUUAGUCCAAAAUUAGAAGAGUUGGCCACACAAUAUGCCGAGAAGGCAAUUGUGCUGAAAGUCAAUGUGGAUGAUUGUGAAGACAUAGCGCUUGAAUACAAUGUGACCAGCAUGCCAACAUUCGUUUUUAUCAAGGAUAAUCAUGUUAUUGAUGUAUUCGUUGGAGGCAACUCUGAGAAACUAGUCAAGAAUAUGGAGAAAUAUGUCGGCGAACCAAUACCCGUAGAAAUUAUGCCAGAAAUUGUGGAAACCGAACAAAUAAUUGAGGAAGAACCUGUCCUUGACUAAUGAAAUAUUAUUAGAUUUGUUUUCCUGAAAUCAAUAUACUUAUCAUGCUUUAAAUUAACAAUUACCUA
This is a messenger RNA of Bactrocera oleae (olive fruit fly), 1084 nucleotides long. RefSeq names its product thioredoxin-2-like. Gene Ontology annotation, cellular component: cytosol. The record is from RefSeq and is a predicted model, not a curated record. NCBI's taxonomy places the organism in Eukaryota, Metazoa, Arthropoda, Insecta, Diptera, Tephritidae. Gene Ontology annotation, molecular function: protein-disulfide reductase activity.